This is a messenger RNA of Klebsormidium nitens, 3057 nucleotides long. The record is from the annotation of a GenBank genome assembly. NCBI's taxonomy places the organism in Eukaryota, Viridiplantae, Streptophyta, Klebsormidiophyceae, Klebsormidiales, Klebsormidiaceae.
CAUGAAUCUUUCUACAAGUUGAUGUCUCAAAGAUUGGCUGAUCUACUAUAAGUUCUUUGCAUACACGUCAGCUACAGAAAACGUCGUACCUAUGAGCGUGUCAUCGACUCUAGACAAUCUUAGAGAACCGCUUAUCCUAGACCGCGGACCUUAUAUCUAGCUAUGCUGCCGCGCUGAUUUGCUUGCCGAGAGAACUUACGCCUGCCCUCCAAAAUUCACCAGGGUGAUCCCCCGAUCGUCGACGUGGCCGGAAGCAACCAAUGAGCAUCUGGCUUUAGCGACACGUCAGACCCUUGACUUGUGCUGGGGAUAGGCUGGCUACUCUUCCAAGUUCCAAGUUCCAAGUUCCAACAUUCGAUUUUCCAGCUGUAGAAAGUCAGGUGGCGCUCCACUCAUUGGCAAUCACCCCCCUCAAUAUCUGCAUUACAUAUACAGUGACAUUGGUGACGCAAUUGCUCCUUGCUAGGGAUCCUUUUUGGGCGGAGGAUGGCGGGGCAGACAGCGAUCGUGUUUGCUCGGGUGCCGGUUCCAUCUAUUUCUUCAAUCCCACUCAGGUCUGGCGCGCUAAACCAUGUAGUGCACACCCAUGAUUUAAGGCGCGCUUUCAACAGUUCGCACCUUCCAUCGCCCCAUGUGGCAUGGCCGGCAGAAGCUUGUUGUUCUCGGUCCGCCACCAGACCUUUGAUUCCCACCCGUCAAAUAUCCUUCAUUUCUGCAACUUUGAAAUCAGCUUUCCUAGGCGCGCCUUCUUCUUCCUUUCCUGGUGGUCAAACCGCCAGAUCAAGGAGCAUUUCCAGCAGAAACAGGUCAGCCAAAAGAGAAGCCACUAUAAGCGCCGCGGCGAGGGAAACUAGAGGCGGCCGCCGCGGUGGUAAAGGUUCCCCUGGCGGCGCCAGCACAGCGACUCGGAAAGGCGCCAGCGCAGCAAAACCCCGCCCCCAGAAAGUCGACAAGGAUGAGGAUCACGGCGGAGGGGGGCGGGCGGCCAUGCCGAGCCAACAUGAAAAGCUGGCGGCGAUGCGCGCUUUUGAGCAAGACGAGAAGCUGAUGUUUGAUGUGGUUCCAGCGGGGAGGGACGCCGUGCAGUGCGUGUAUGCGUACCCGAACACGUAUACGGUGGGGAUAUGCAGCCUGGGGUAUCAGCUGGUCUGGGCCUAUCUUGCCGGACGCCCAGAUGUCCAUUGUGCGCGGCUCUUCACGGACGCUUCCGAACCCCUCCCCCGUCAAGUCGACCUUUUGGGCUUCUCCUUUUCCUGGGAGCUCGAUUACGCCAACAUUCUGGCGAUGCUCGAGGCGGCAAACAUUCCCAUCAGGGCGGUUGAUAGGGGCCCCGAGCACCCGCUGAUAUUUGGAGGCGGGCCGGUUCUGACGGCGAACCCGGAGCCUUAUGCGGACUGGUUCGAUGUGGUCUUGCUAGGGGACGGCGAAGACCUGCUUCAAGCAUUUCUGGAAGCGUACAAAGCCGUCAAGAGCUCCCCCUCGGACGCCCAAAGCCGUCCGGAAGUGCUUCGGGCCCUGUCCCAGGUCCCCGGCAUAUACUGCCCCAGUCUGUACGUCCCCGAAUACGAGGCCCCCGACGGGCGCCGGGUUGGGCUGAAACGGAUAGCAGAAGACGUUCCGGAAACGGUCAAGAAGCAGACGUACCGUGGGAAUACGCUCGCGCGGUCGACGGUGGUGUCGGAGAAGAUGGCGUGGGAGAAUAUUUACAUGGUCGAGGUGGUCCGCAGCUGCCCCGAGAUGUGUCGCUUCUGCCUGGCCAGCUAUGUGACGCUGCCGUUUCGCACCGCCGCCCUGACCACGUCGCUCAUCCCGUCCAUCGAAGAGGGGCUCAAAGUCACGGACAGGAUCGGACUGCUCGGGGCGUCCGUAACCCAGCACCCCGAGUUCGAGGCGCUGCUGGAGCACAUGUGCCAGCCGCAGUACGACCACGUCCGCAUGAGCGUCGCGUCCGUGCGGACCAACACCGUGACGCCCAAGCUGACGUCAGCGCUCGUGCGGCGGGGCACCAAGAGCCUCACCAUCGCCGUCGAGAGCGGGUCGGAGCGCAUGCGAAGGAUCGUGAACAAGAAACUAGAGCAGGCGGACAUUGUGGGCGCCGCCAUUAACGCCCAGCAGGGAGGUUUGGAGGCGCUGAAGCUGUACGGCAUGGUGGGAGUUCCCGGGGAGACGCAGGCGGACGUCCAGCAGACUGUGGACAUGAUGAAGGACGUCCGGAAGGCCGCCCCGGGGCUGCGGCUCACGCUCGGCUGCAGCACUUUUGUACCAAAGGCGCACACCCCGUUCCAGUGGUGGGGCGUGGACCCCGAGGGCGAGAAGCGGCUGCAGUUCCUGGCGAAGGAGAUGGGCCAGAUCGGCGUCGACUUCCGGCCCGAGAGCUACAAGUGGUCCACCAUCCAGGCGCUCCUGUCGCGGGGCGACCGACGGCUCGGCCCCCUCUUGGAAUUAGUGCGCGAGUACGGGGACAGCCGGGGCAGCUUCCGGCGCGCAUUUAAGGAACUGAGGGGAUCCCUCCCGCCGAUGGACUUCUACGUGCACGAAAAGCACCCCCCCGGGGAGAUGGUGUUGCCGUGGGCGCAUCUGGAGAUGUCGCUGCCGGAGAAGACGCUGGUCAAGCACGCGGCGGAGGCGGUGUCGUACUUCUAGGGGGGUGGAGGCAAUCGGCCUGAUGGGCUCGUACGGGCGGGUGGUGCGGUGGAAGGGUUGGGGGGGCCCGGCUCAGGAGCAUGUUGGUGCAUGUUGGUGCAGCGGUGGGCUCGCUUUACGGAAACAAUCAAUCAGACGUUUCUGCCGCUUGGGCAUCAGGCCAGUACACCUGUCCAGAUGACGCACUUCGCAAGGGGCAUAAUCCUUUGCACUGCUAUGAGUCGAAUGCGAAGAAAGGCGAGACAAGGCUGGAGGGAACCUUGGCAGGUAUUUGAAGUAAUGGCCGCGGACUUCUUUUACUUUACUAGCGCAUGAGCGCUUGAGUAAGGCAAAUUUUGCUGUCAAGUCGCGAGCAUGCAAGAAGGUGGCAUGUCAUUUGUUGCAUGACAGGCCAACCCACACGACAAAGUCUGC